AUGACCUUCUUCCACACCAACCCCAGUAUCAUUUUUCUCUUUCUCAUUUCUCUCAUUCUCUCGUCCCACCUCUACAAUGUCUCUGCAGAUGACUCUGAAGUGGAGGAUGAAUCUCCAUUUGCUUACCUUGAAGACACUGGUAAAGGCCCAACGAAAUGGGGCAACAUAGAUCCACUUUGGAAAGCUUGUGGUAAUGGAAAAUUGCAAUCUCCCAUUGAUCUUCUGAACAGAAGGGUGCAGGUUUUUCCUAGCUUGGGGAAAUUAAAAGGGGAUUACAAACCAGCUCAGGCUGUUGUGAAGAACAGAGGACAUGACAUUUCGAUGGCUUGGAAAGGAGAUGCCGGACAUAUUAACAUAAAUGGGACUGACUACAAUCUGCAACAGUGUCAUUGGCAUUCACCAUCUGAGCACACGUUCAAUGGAUCAAGGUUUGACUUGGAGCUCCAUGUAGUUCAUCAAAACCCCAGUACUAACAAGAUAGCUGCUAUUGGAGUUGUUUACAAAUAUGGCCGCCCUGAUCCCUUGCUUGCAAACUUGUUCCACCACAUAAAGUCAGUUGGGAAAGAAGAGAUAGAUUUGGGGAUGAUGAACCCAAGAGCUAUUAAUUUUGAGAGCAAAGAGUAUUACAGAUACAUUGGUUCUCUUACAGUUCCUCCCUGCACUGAGGGUGUCACUUGGACAAUAGUCAAGAAGGUGAUGACAGUUUCAAGGGAACAAGUGGCAGCAUUAAGGGGAGCUGUUCACGAUGGAUUUGAGUCAAAUUCAAGGCCAACUCAGGAAUUGGGUGAAAGAGAAGUUCGCUUUUACACGGAAAAGAAGAAUGUAGGUUCUAAUUAG
Quercus lobata is the source of this 837-nucleotide messenger RNA. Its product is annotated as alpha carbonic anhydrase 4-like. The record is from RefSeq and is a predicted model, not a curated record. Gene Ontology annotation, molecular function: carbonate dehydratase activity; zinc ion binding. The coding region runs from base 1 to 837 and encodes 278 amino acids. The transcript has 7 exons. Gene Ontology annotation, biological process: one-carbon metabolic process. Lineage: Eukaryota; Viridiplantae; Streptophyta; Magnoliopsida; Fagales; Fagaceae.